CCAGAGUUGCUGCGAGGUGCAAAGCAAAGAUCUUAGAGCGGUAGAUCUUCGGUGCAAAGCAGAAGCAGUUUUUGGGAAGCGGCAGAGGAUUUGCAAAGAAGAAGACGCUGUAACAAAAAAACAAAACAAAAGAUGGCUUAUCUCCAUACUGUGACGACGACCCAAACAUUCAGCAAACAGAAUAAUUCCACGCUGGCGCUGCCGCCGGCCGACAGGUUGAGCACCUUAGGCCGGGUGGACAGUGAGAAGCGAGUUAACAACCAAGUACGCCUCAUGAUGCAGAAUAAGAAAAGUCCGCACGGGAUAAUCAAAAGAGACUCAUCAAAAGAACAAUGGAACACCAACCAAAAAGACAUUUCAAACCUUGCAAAUAGAAUGCAAAGUAUUUCUGUGGUGAGCCAUGGGACUCAGAGGCCUAAGAGUAUUCAUUAUAGUAAUGGAUUUUCUCAUAUGGAAGACAGCCAGCAUUAUGGAUCAGGAUUCGGAAGAGGAACGCGCCAACGGAACGUAUUCAGUUCGUACAGUGUGAAGGGGGACCGAACGAUCAGCGCCCCAUCGGGUCGCAAAUACUCUGGCCCGCUGACUCCGCAGGGUGACGACGUGUUUUUCCACGGCAUUUCGACCAGCCGAAGUGAACCGGACCUCGUUAAGGUGGGGACUUUACCAACAAUGAGACGGGUGAAAAACAACAACCGAACUGUAAAUCGGACCAAGAGUCUUUAUGUGAAAAGGGCCAGGACAUGGCGUUCUCGCCAGCUCUCAGAUAAGAGAAGCCCUACUGAUGUAAAGUUUGUUCAGUCAGGCAUACAAUUUCAAACUCCGAAGAGGACUGAUUCCAGGAAGACAACAGAGGGAGUGCGUGAAAUCGAUGGAGAUAUGAACCUAAGGAAAGCAGUGGCUCUUUUAAACAACCAAGAUCCCAAUAUGUUGGUGUUUGCUUCUUCCUACAUCCAGCAGGAGUGCUUUAAAGAUGAUAACGCUAAAGCAACGAUUUACCAAAUGGGUGCAAUCCCUCAACUGAUUAACCUUUUGAGAACCAAAGAUGUAAAUGUUCAGCAAUCUGCAUGUGCAGCUCUGAGAAAUGCAGUGUAUAAAAGCGUCGUCAAUAAGGUGGAAGUAAAGAGGAAUGAUGGAAUCAAGCAAGUACUUCAGCUCCUGAGAGAGACACGGGAUCCCGAAACAAAGAAGCAAAUAACUGGACUUCUGUGGAACCUUUCAUCGUGUGAUGAUCUAAAGGAGGACCUGAUCAAUGAUGCUUUGCCAGUGCUGACUGAUUAUGCAAUCAUUCCCCACACUUCGCAAGGACUUCAAAGUCCAGAAACCAUGGAGUCGGAAACCUUUCACAAUGCUACAGGGUGUCUGAGGAAUCUGAGCUCGGCCGGGGAGAGUGGUCGGCAGCGGAUGCGGAACUCUCCUGGUUUAAUUGAUUCUCUCAUGUCUCAUGUUCAAGCAUGUAUCGCUGCAAACCAAGCUGAUGAAAAGUCUAUUGAAAACUGUAUCUGCAUCCUCCACAACCUAUCGUACCACUUAGACUCGGAAGUGCCCAGUGCCUUUGCCCACAUAAACGAGAAUGGAAAUUUGCAGCAAACCAAAAAAAUGUCAAAGAGGUCUUCUGUGGGCUGUUUUAGUCCAGAAACAGAUCACUUGGAGGAGGCUGAUUUGUCUAACUUGUAUUUCUCUCAAGAGGAAGAUAAUCCCAAAGGUGUCAGCAACCUCGUCCACUCAAAAGCAGUCAAAAUGUACACCUCUCUUUUGGAGAAAUCCAAGUCUGAUGCCACAUUGGAAGCAUCUGCUGGAGCCCUGCAGAAUCUCACAGCCGGCAACAAAGUGUCAUCGUUUCUGAUGAGUUCAGCAUUGGUGAACAAGGAAAAGGCAAUUCCCAGCGUGGCAAAGCUUUUACAUUCCAGCAAUCCGGAUGUACAGAAAACAGCCGUUUCAUUGUUGAACAACCUGUCAAGGCACAGUAAACUUCAGCCACAAUUAGCUUCACAGACAUUGCCAGACCUAGCACGGCUUCUCCCUGGUGCAGGCAGUUCUACCACGUCUUCAGACGACACCAUCGCUUCAGCCUGUAACAUCAUGCGAGGCCUGGUUCCCAGUAAUCCGACUUUGGCCAAAACUGUGCUGCAGGGAUCUAUGUUGAGAAACCUGAUGAGUCUCAGCAAAUCCAGUACAAAUCCCUCAGCUGGUAAAGCUGCCUGCCUUUUCCUAUAUGAAAUGUGGAACCAGAAAGAGCUACACAGUUUUCUCAGAAAGGAAGGAUUUGCAAAGAAGGACUUUAUAAAUAAUUUAACAUCAGCUGCAGUCAAAGUAGCUCAGCAGAAUGUCCCGCGUGACCUGACCAAAAGGUUCCUGAGGUGAAAAAACAGGAGAUUUGUUUCAUGAACGACUCUUCAACAAAGUUCCAGUGACGUGGAAUGUACACUGAAAUAGAUUAAAGCCUCGUGGGUUUACAGUGGGGCGAGAGAACCUUUAAAAGCAAUAGCAAUUUAUUUUUUAACCUUUGCUUAAGUUUCUAGAAUUGUAUUGCAGACUCACAGUUCAGAAUGUAGUGUGUGAGUUUGAGUAGAAAAUCUCAUAGCAAUUUUAACAUGGUCUUAGGAGUAUCUUUUCAUCUAAGAUCAGAGCCAUCAGCUAAUACUUAGGGUGCUGUUCUCUCUGGGGUAUAUUGGAUGCCAAUAUGUUAGUAUCUUGAGAAGAUGUGUCUAAAAUAAUUUCAGCUAAUUGUGCCCAAUA
This is a messenger RNA of Amblyraja radiata (thorny skate), 2736 nucleotides long. RefSeq names its product plakophilin-1. The coding region runs from base 133 to 2361 and encodes 742 amino acids. Lineage: Eukaryota; Metazoa; Chordata; Chondrichthyes; Rajiformes; Rajidae. Gene Ontology annotation, biological process: cell-cell adhesion. The transcript is spliced from 14 exons. Gene Ontology annotation, cellular component: cytoplasm; nucleus; adherens junction. The record is from RefSeq and is a predicted model, not a curated record. Gene Ontology annotation, molecular function: protein binding.